AUGGAAAAAUAUUUUAAAAGAAAAUCAACAUUGGAGUCUCAACAAGUUAAUGAAGUGGAAAAUGCAUUUGCACAACAAGUUGGGCCAUCUUUGAAAAAAAUAUUUUUAGAUGUUGAUUUAGAUAAUCUUCCUGUUGAUCCUGGAGAAAGGAAUCAAAUGGCAUGUUAUCACCCAAAUGAUCGAGAUGAAAUCCGAAGAGCUUAUUUACAAAAAGGGCCUUGUCAACCAAAGGACCAUAAUUUUCAACAACGACAAUUUGGUACGUCUUUACGUAAGUUCAAUCCUGAUUGGUUUCUUGAAUUUGGUAGUUGGUUGGAAUAUACUGUAUCAAAAGAUGUUAUUUUUUGUUUAUGUUGUUACCUUAUGAGACAUGAGAUAGGAGAACACAAAGGUUGGGAUGCAUUUGUGACUGAGGGAUUUUCAAAUUGGAAAAAGAAAGAUAGACUCAAUGUCCAUGUUGGAGGUCCUAAUAGUGCUCAGAACCAAGCUUGGAGAAAAUGUAAUGCACUAAUGAAUCAAAAACAACAUAUUGAAGUUGCUAUCAACAAACAAUCUGACUUGAUUAAAAGGGAAUAUCAUAUUCAUUUAACUGCAAUAGUUGAUUGUAUUGGACUUUUAUUAAAGUUGGGAUUAGCAUUUCGCGGUGAUGAUGAAUCAGUGGAUUCAAAGAAUAAAGGUAAUUUUCUCGAGAUUCUAUAA
Messenger RNA from Lathyrus sativus (Indian pea), 699 nucleotides. NCBI's taxonomy places the organism in Eukaryota, Viridiplantae, Streptophyta, Magnoliopsida, Fabales, Fabaceae. The record is from the annotation of a GenBank genome assembly.